Micromonas pusilla CCMP1545 is the source of this 270-nucleotide messenger RNA. RefSeq lists its product as uncharacterized. The record is from RefSeq and is a predicted model, not a curated record. NCBI's taxonomy places the organism in Eukaryota, Viridiplantae, Chlorophyta, Mamiellophyceae, Mamiellales, Mamiellaceae. The annotation marks the transcript as partial. The transcript has a single exon.
CGCCACGGCGUGGGGAGGUCCACCUGCGCGGGCGGCGUGUACGACGGCGAGUGGGUCCAAGACGCCAUGGAGGGCGCGGGCGUGUUCGAGUACGUCUCCGGGGCGAAGUACGAGGGGAACUGGAAGGCGAACAAGUACGACGGCGCGGGGACGUACGUCUGGCCGGACGGAUCAAAGUACCAGGGCGAGUUCGUCGAGAACGUCAUGCACGGGAAAGGGACGUUCGUGGACAAGGACGGGCGGGAGUGGAUCGGCGACUUUUACAACAAC